Molecule: messenger RNA, 2692 nt
Organism: Aplysia californica (California sea hare)
Lineage: Eukaryota; Metazoa; Mollusca; Gastropoda; Aplysiida; Aplysiidae
Exons: 8
Coding region: 140-1588 (482 amino acids)
Source: RefSeq, a predicted model, not a curated record
AGACACUGCUGUGUGUGUAUGCAAGCAAGCGAAGCCAACACUACGGAAAUGGAUUAUAAUUUUGGAUUGAAAGGAGAGAAAUAAACUGACGGUCAUCGUUUCGUGAAGAUAUAAAGAACUGUUUGUGAUAUUAUGGAAGAUGACAUCGUCAUGGGCUAAGCUAGUGUCCCAUACUUCAAAUCCAAGAUGCCUGUUGCCAGUUUUGUUUGCCCUCGUCUUCCUCUACAUUCUAAUUUACCUGCUGUGGGCUACACCAGUCAGCCAUGCGACCCGCAGACUGCACACAAAAUCAGUUGUGUCCCACACGUUCAAAGGUUCGGAUCUUUCCCCCCGCACAGAAUGGAGUAUGUCAGGGGUUGAUAAGAUAAUGCCUGAUGGGGAAGGGGUAUGGAUCGAUGGUAGGCAUAUUGAAGUCAUGUCGGCCAUCUUUAAUGUUCACUCGGCUGAGGACCGGCCCAAAGUGAUGCUGCCAUCCUUCUUAAAGCACUCCGUACCGAGAGACUUUGUCUGCUGCAUCCGUGAAUAUCCAGGAGCUAGUAAGGACCAUCAGACGCGGGCUGUUCUGGAGCACAUCGACUUAAGGUUCAUCGCGGACUAUCAGAGUUCCACAUUCUCCUGUCUACUGCCUGGGGACAGUGGCAAAAUUUUUGACAGCUCCCAGCCUCCCAAAUAUGAACUGAUCACCUUUGCCCCUGAAUCAUGUGGAGCUAAUGAGACGAAUCCUAUGCGGAUUGUUUACCCUGUGCGACGGAAAUUUGAGUUUGCUGUUUGUACGAAGGUAGCAUAUGCUCGACUGGAGCCGGUUCAUCUGGUGGAGUGGUUUGAGUACAUGCAGGAGGUGGGGAUGAGUAAAGUGGUCACGUUCCACAACAGUCUUCAGCAUGACACGCGGCGGGUCUUUGACCACUACGUGUCCACCGGGCUGCUGGAGCUCAUAGAAUACUACCCCCGCAGCAAGAGUGUCGUAUUCACAGAGGCCAAUGGCCAGUCAAGGCAGGCCAGACACGACAAAACUCUGACCGUGACGGACUGCCAGUACCGACUGGGUGGCUACGACUUUGUCCUCACCAUUGACUUUGAUGAGCUGCCAGUCCCACAGCGACCGUAUGGCACUAUUAACUGGGUCCUACAGGACUUCCUUCGCAACAACUCUGACGCCAGUGCAUUCCGCAUGACGCCCAUCCUGCUCCCGCCCGAUUGGCGGUCGGAUGAGGUCGACUUGUACCACUGGACCUUGCACAAGGGCAGCUACAUCGGCCAGUACUGUAUCAAGUGGGCAUAUGUGCCGGCCCGUACCAAGCAGGCUGCCACGCAUGAACAUCUGCCAAAAGACCCGUAUAAGCCCUACUCGUUGCCUCAGGAAAUGCUGCACUUCCUCCAUUUCCGCGAGUGCAAGCGGUCGUGGCUUGACGUGCAGUGCGCCUCUCUCAAACCCUCCAUCCUAAACGAGACGAGCCUCGCGCGCUUCAACGGCCGCGUCAGACACCGGCUGCAGCAGAUCCCGCUGCAAGGUCUCGUCCGCGACUCCUCUUACGUCCAGAUGGUCCAGUCGCCACCGCGAAAGGGAGAUAAGAGAAAGUCAGCCUGAGUAUAUUUGUCUCAUAAAGCAGUGGAAUUCUCCUUCAUUAUUUUUAUCAUUGUUAUGACUCAAUGGACCUGGUCUUUUUUCUGUUGUUGCUUUGAGAGAGCUUUGGGUGCCUAGCUGAGUCACCAUUAUGUCUUGAGCAGAAGAGUUACUUUUCCUUUUCCUUUUUUCAUCCUCUGUUUCUGUUAGGCAUCGAGGGAAGAUGCAGUUUUCUGCCAUAGGCCUGAAAUUUUGUAACACAGAAGAGUAAAUUUCAAAAAUUGAAUUUCAAGUACACGAAACAAAACACUGGUAUAUUUUUGUGGACACGAGGCAGGUGACAGGCAAUUUUAUUAUAGCAAUGACUAGAAACGUAACAGAAAUGAUUUAAUCUAGUGUGGGAUGGCUGUAUCCAUGUAAGUCACUUCAUCUUCAUUGCUACUGUUCUUCUCGUUCUUCUUCUUAUCGUUAUCGUUAUUUUCAUUGCUCUCACUCUGAUUUUUAUUAUUGUUUGUCUUUUUCUUCGUUCUCCUCUUCCUCCUCCUCUCCUUUUUUGUCAUUUAUACUGCUGUUUAUGCUAUUAUUAUUGCUUUCUGCUUUCAUAUUUACUAGUAAUCAACUGCUUAUUCCAUUUAUUAAUGCUGUUGUGGCAUUAUUAGCUUGACUUUUAUUGUCUUACAAUAAUAUUAUAUUAUCAUCUUGCUCAUCAUCGUAAUCAUCCUUCACCUUGUCCUUGUCUUCAUUUUUCAUCUACCUCUACUUUUUCUUACUUUUUCUUGUCAAUUAUGAUGAUGAUAAUGAUGGUGAUGACAACUAAUAUUUCUAUCAUCAUCUUCAUCAUCAUCUUCAUCAUCAACAUCAUCAUCAUCAUCAUCAUCAUCAUCAUCAUCAUCAUCAUCAUCAUCGUCAUCAUCAUCAUCCUCCUGUUGUUAUUAUUGUUGUUGUUGUUAUUCUAAAUCUGUAUUAUGAUGAUUGUCAAACCAAAUCCAAUGAGAGAUUUUUUAAGUGCUCUCUGUGCAAAUGGGUUGUCCCCAGUAAUAUGACGGUGUUAAAAGGCGUAAAAAAUGUAUAUUUUUCAAAGUGUUAAAGGCGUAAAAGAUGUAUAUUUAUCGAACAGAGAGAUGGAAA